UCAGUUAGUGCGUGGCUUUUAGACAGAGCGGACGAUCAUGGCUAUUCCGACAACAUUUUUGCUGCUUCUGCUAGCCUGUGCCGGCGUCACCGCCGUGCCAAUGCUCUACAAACUUAAUCCCGAAGAAGUAUACGAGCCAGACCUGGUGGCCGUCUCGUCCACCGUGAUUCCGCUGACCGUGCUGGAGGUGAGCUAUGGAGCAGGUGGGAAGCCAAGCGAGGAGUACAAGGCGGCCUACCUCCGCAAACUGCGCAAACAGGUGCUCCAGCGCGCGGACAAGGGCAAACCAAACGACGAGGAAGAGGAGGCGCCCACUAUCCUGGGCCUGUCCGACUCCACGGCCCUGGUUUCCGCUCCCGCCGAUGCAGACGCUCUGAUAACAGUCAAGUCGCAGCAGCUCGAGAGGGCCAAAGUCAAGGCCGCGUAAGCCACGCAGGUGGACCGAAGUGGAGUAACGUGCUGGUCUUCGCGCUGAUGUCAUGGCGUGCUUCGAAUAAACAAAAGCCAACCGAAUCGCA
This is a messenger RNA of Drosophila ficusphila, 518 nucleotides long. RefSeq lists its product as uncharacterized. The coding region runs from base 38 to 427 and encodes 129 amino acids. The transcript is spliced from 3 exons. The record is from RefSeq and is a predicted model, not a curated record. NCBI's taxonomy places the organism in Eukaryota, Metazoa, Arthropoda, Insecta, Diptera, Drosophilidae.